Messenger RNA from Balaenoptera musculus (blue whale), 2540 nucleotides. RefSeq names its product FCH and double SH3 domains 1 (gene FCHSD1). Gene Ontology annotation, cellular component: recycling endosome; neuromuscular junction. Lineage: Eukaryota; Metazoa; Chordata; Mammalia; Artiodactyla; Balaenopteridae. The coding region runs from base 70 to 2148 and encodes 692 amino acids. The transcript has 20 exons. Gene Ontology annotation, molecular function: protein binding. Gene Ontology annotation, biological process: neuromuscular synaptic transmission; regulation of actin filament polymerization. The record is from RefSeq and is a predicted model, not a curated record.
GCGGGGCUUAUCUGUGGGCGGGGCUUCCUCGAGUUCCGGAGUCGAGUUGCUGCCUGGGCCGGAGCGGAGAUGCAGCCGCCGCCCCGAAAAGUGAAGCCAUCCCAGGAGGUGAAGCUUCGCUUCCUGGAGCAGCUGAGCAUCCUUCAGACCCGGCAGCAGAGAGAGGCGGACCUACUGGAGGAUAUCAGAUCCUACAGCAAGCAGAGGGCAGCCAUUGAACGGGAGUAUGGGCAGGCACUCCAGAAACUGGCUGGGCCAUUUCUGAAGAGGGAAGGACACCGGAGUGGGGAGAUGGACAGCAGAGGCAGGAUGGUGUUUGGUGCCUGGCGCUGCCUGCUGGAUGCCACCAUGGCUGGGGGCCAAGCCCGGCUCCAGGCAUCUGACCGAUACCGUGACCUGGCAGGAGGCACAGGGCGGAGCGCUAAGGAGCAGGUGCUUAGGAAGGGAGCAGAGAACCUCCAGAGGGCGCAGGCCGAGGUGCUGCAGUCUGUCCGGGAGCUGAGCCGAAGUCGAAAGCUGUAUGGGCAGCGUGAACGGGUGUGGGCCUUGGCACAGGAGAAAGCGGCUGAUGUCCAGGCCAGGCUUAACCGAAGUGACCAUGGCCUCUUCCACACUCGGACCAGUCUCCAGAAACUCAGCACCAAGCUGUCUGCCCAGUCGGCCCAGUACUCCCAGCAGCUGAGAGCGGCCCGCAAUGAGUACCUGCUCAACUUGGUGGCCACCAAUGCCCACCUUGACCACUACUACCAGGAAGAACUGCCGGCCGUGCUCAAGGCCCUGGUCAGCGAGCUGUUGGAACACCUGAGGGACCCGCUGACUUCACUGAGCCGCACUGAGCUGGAAGCUGCAGAGAUGGCUCUGGAGCAUGCCCACCGUGGGGGGCAGGCGGCCUCCCAGGUAAGCUGGGAGCAGGAUCUGGAGCUUUUUCUUCAGGAGCCCGGAGUAUUUUCCCCCACCCCACCUCAGCAGUUUCAGCCAGCAGGGAAUGAUCAGGUGUGUGUCCUGGAGCUGGAGCAGGGCGCAGGAGGUGUGGCCGGGCAGAGUAGCCUGGAGAAAGAAGUUCAACGCUGGACCAGCCGAGCUGCCCGAGACUACAAGAUCCAGAACCAUGGGCAGCGGGUGCUGCAGCGGCUGGAGCAGAGGCGGCAGCAGGCUUCAGAGCGGGAGGCUCCAGGCAUAGAACAGCGGCUGCAGGAAGUGAGGGAGAGCGUCCGGCGGGCACAGGUGAGCCAGGUGAAGGGGGCUGCCCGGCUGGCCCUGCUGCAGGGGGCUGGCCUGGAUGUGCAGCACUGGCUGAAGCCAGCCAUGACCCAGGCCCAGGAUGAGGUGGAGCAGGAGCGACGGCUCAGCGAGGCCCGGCUAUCCCAGAGGGACCUCUCUCCCACGGCUGAGGAUGCUGAGCUCUCUGACUUUGAGGAAUGUGAGGAGACCGGGGAGCUCUUUGAGGAGCCCGCCCCCCCAGCCCUGGCCACCAGGCCCCUCCCCUGCCCUGUCCAUGUGGUGUUUGGCUAUCAGGCAGGACAUGAGGACGAGCUGACCAUCACAGAGGGCGAGUGGCUGGAGGUCAUAGAGGAGGGAGAUGCCGAUGAAUGGGUCAAGGCUCGGAACCAGCACGGUGAGGUAGGCUUUGUCCCUGAGCGGUAUCUCAACUUCCCGGACCUCUCCUUCCCUGAGAGCAGCCAUGACAGCGACAAUCCUUCGGGGGCAGAGCCCACAGCGUUCCUGGCCCGCGCCCUGUACAGCUACACAGGACAGAGCGCAGAGGAACUGAGCUUCCCCGAGGGGGCGCUUAUCCGCCUGCUGCCCCGGGCCCAGGAUGGAGUGGAUGACGGCUUCUGGAGGGGAGAAUUUGGGGGCCAUGUUGGGGUCUUCCCCUCCCUGCUGGUGGAGGAGCUACUUGGCCCCCCAGGGCCAUCUGAACUCUCAGACCCUGAACAGAUGCUGCCAUCCCCUUCCCCUCCCAGCUUCUCCCCUCCUGCACCCACCUCUGCCUUGGAUGGGUCGCCUGCACCUGUCCUGCCCGGUGACCAAGACCUGGACUGCCCUGGACCCCUGGACGUGAUGGCGCCUCGACUCAGGCCGAUGCGUCCACCGCCUCCCCCGCCAGCUAAAGCCCCGGAUCCUGGCCACCCAGAUCCUCUCACCUGAAGCCAGGGGGAAUCACUUUCCCCCAGUUAUGCUGCUGCCCCUAUCUCCGUGCUGUCAGAGACCACCCCUCCCCACGGUGAUCCAGAGCGACACAGCCGAAAGCUGGAAUCUCCCUGAUUUCCGUUCUCACCUUCAUGGGUAGAAACUUCUUCUCUCCCCAUUUCUGGGGCUGGAACCCACUCCUUUUUUGCCAUCAUCCUCCAGCCAUCUCUAAGGGCUGAAACUACUCCUUUGUCUUCUGCUACCACCCCAUCUCUAGGGUGGUGAAAUACCCUGAAAUGUCUGGGAUUGGAAUUCAUCCCCCAAAGUCUUGAGUGGCUCUGGCUUAUUUGUGUCUCCACCCUGGUUCUGUGAAUCACACCACUCCAGAUGCCAGAGCCACUGGGGUUGGG